Messenger RNA from Cutaneotrichosporon cavernicola, 522 nucleotides. RefSeq lists its product as uncharacterized. The record is from RefSeq and is a predicted model, not a curated record. Lineage: Eukaryota; Fungi; Basidiomycota; Tremellomycetes; Trichosporonales; Trichosporonaceae. The coding region runs from base 1 to 522 and encodes 173 amino acids. The transcript has 5 exons. Gene Ontology annotation, cellular component: mitochondrial outer membrane.
AUGUCUGGCCUCCUCCCCGGCUUCCUCAUUGAUAUUGCGCGCAUCCCCGCCGUCGCCGUUGGCCUGCCUAUUGCACUCGGCGGAUUGGUCGGGUACGGCGUCAACACCCGGACUGCGUGGUACUCCUCGCUCAAGCAGCCGUUGCUCAGCCCACCUGCCUGGGCGUUCGGGCCGGUAUGGACGAUCCUGUACGGCAUGAUGGGGUACGCGUCGCACCUGGUCUCCGAGGUCGCGGUCAAGAACCUCGACCCCGUGACGCGCGACAUGGCCAACACCGCGCUGGGGCUGUAUUAUGCCCAGCUGGCGCUCAACCUUUCAUGGAUGCCGCUGUUCUUUAGCGCCAGGAGCCCCUUCGUCGCGCUUGCCGAUAUGCUCACCCUCGCUAGCACAGUGUUCGUCAUGACCGACGUCAUGAACGCGCUCCCCACCCGCUUCCCCACCAUCUACCUCCUGGCGCCCUACUGCGGAUGGCUUAUGUACGCCACGUAUCUCAACGUGGGCCUCUGCUACCUCAACUACUAG